Molecule: messenger RNA, 521 nt
Organism: Podarcis lilfordi (Lilford's wall lizard)
Lineage: Eukaryota; Metazoa; Chordata; Lepidosauria; Squamata; Lacertidae
Source: the annotation of a GenBank genome assembly
AUGACGUACAAGCAGCAGAAGAGGCAGUGCAUGAAGGAUGGCCCUGUGUCCUACUUUAUAGAGGGCGAUCCUCUAACUCAGGGAUGUCCAACAGGUCGAUCGCGAUCUACUGGUAGAUCCCCGGGAGGUUUUGGUCGAUCACGGUCGAUCGCUGAGUCCCUUUCCGCCCCUGCCCCCUCACUCUGCCCUCCAUUGUUGCACGAUCUGCAGAACGGAAGACGGAGUUUCCUCAGUGAGAUUGCUUCCCCAGCGAUCUGUUGGUGAGUGGCUGUUUCUCUUGGUCACCCCCCCCAACAGGAUCUUCCUUCAGGUCAACAACUUUGACCUGAACCCCCCAAAAAUGGGACUUCCCUUCCCCAAAAAGGUCAACAACUCUGACCUGUACACCCCACUGCCAGUUUUUAAUUAUGUGAGUAGAUCGCAGUCUCUUGGGGGUGGGCCACCCCUGCUCUUACUGAAGGAGUCUUCUAUUUGAAAGGUUACGGGGGCAAAGUCUACAUUUCAAGAUGGAAGAACCAUGA